Molecule: messenger RNA, 2477 nt
Organism: Cylicocyclus nassatus
Lineage: Eukaryota; Metazoa; Nematoda; Chromadorea; Rhabditida; Strongylidae
Source: the annotation of a GenBank genome assembly
AUGUCUGUUUACGAUUAUGAUUCGCAGAACACUGCUAAAGAAAAAAGGAAGAUGCUUUCGCUGCGCAAACUUAUGAAUAAGCCGCGGCCGGAUGAUUGGGCACCUCUCGCCAAGUUCUUUUAUGCCGAUGAAGCGCUAAAUUGCAUAGCGCUUGAAUUGGAUUCGUUCGAUGGACGACGAGAUCCCGAGAGGUGCAACGCUCUUGUAAAUAAGCUCAGAAUUUCUCAGGAUAGGGUUCUUCAUAUCAUAGGUGAAAUGCUAACUAUUGUUUAUCCACGUGAAUCAGAUCGAGCUUGCCGAGAUUUUCGCGUGAAGUUUCCAGAUGAAAUUAUACAUGAUAGCCUUCCUGGACAGUUAUGGUUUGGAGCUGAGUGUCUUGCUGCUGGAUCGAGCAUAAUCGACCAUGAAUCUGAAUCUGAUGCUAUCCGGCCACUUGCCAAAGAACUCACUCGUCAUCUUGACUCACUUCGUGACCUUCUUAAGGACCAAUCCCUUCGUGAUCCACUUAUAUAUACAGACGCAAUAAAGGAAAGCCUCUUGAAAUUUGACCACCUAUUCGCCGCAUUUGAGUUUCAGUAUGUCUCAGCAAUGGUUCCGGUAAAAUCAGUGAAAGAACAUGACGCUCAAUUGGAUGUGGCAGUACUCUUUUCUGACGUGCUGGAGCGUGCUUUAAAACAGAAACUCAUCACUCAAGAGCAGAUCGAUUCCUUCGAUCCUAUCGUGAUGAUUUGUAUACCAAGACUGGCUAUUGUCUGGGGGCUUAUUUACUACCCCGAAGGCGCUUUGAAUGUUGAUGGUCCGCAAGAGAACAUCUCCGAGAUGUUCCGUCCAUAUUAUUCAUUGCUGAGCAAAAUUCGGAAUCUUCUACUAGCCCUCACUCCGAAUGAACUUCUCAAAGUUGAGAAGAUACUAUGCACGGGGGAAACUCAAGUAACGGAAGAUAAGGAUGCUCUAACAAUGGCUGCGUUUCGCAGUAACCAUGACUCUCAUGAGCCACGCACACGCAAACCGCUUGCAAAUCUGCAGUUGAAACGCUGUCAGAGCGGAGAUAAUAACUAUGAAUCCGGGACUGUGGCUGAGAAAACGAUCGAAAAAGCUAAUGGCGAGUGUGCAGAAAAACUUGAAAUUGAUGAAGACUAUGAGAGUGGCACACAAGACGAAGCAGAUGCUGAACCUUUAUGCAGCUCGGAAGAUGAUGAUGCUCAAGGACCAGAAUACAGCUUGGAUGAUACGUGUAUGUCGCCUAAUGCAUUUGAGUUGCGCUCAAAAUUCCAGUCUGCUGAUGAUCUCAUACACAGACUGUUCGUAUGCAUUUCUGGAGUUGCCGAUCAGCUCCAAACGAAUUACUCCAGCGAAGUCCGCAAAGUGUUGAAACUCAUUCUUCAGCCAACGGAAGUCAUUCCGGUUUACGAAGUAAAUGGUCAGACUGCGGCAAACGCCGAAAAUGAAGAGGAAACCGGGGUAGAGGUGCAAGAAACCCUUCCGCUACCGUCAUUUGUUGGUGUUCGUUGGGUGCCCGACGAAGAUUGUGAGCAAUGCACUGCAUGUUCUGCUCCGUUCACGGUUGUACGCAGGCGUCAUCACUGUCGUAAUUGUGGCCGCAUUUUUUGCAAUAGAUGCAGCAGAAAUAGUAUUUGCAUUCCAGAGUUGGGAUACGAUCGCAAGGUACGCGUAUGUAAUUUGUGUUUCCUGCACAGGAUGAACCCUUUUGGUAACUGUGCGCCCGGUGCGCAAUCAACUUCAACGGAGGUCCGCACAAACCCUCCUCCCCGAAGCUAGUCGUUUCGCAAUUCACCAGAUAACCUUACUCAGGACCAUUUGCUCUACUAUGUAACAUCACCAAUAUUGUCUUGUUUUAUUUCUCUUCGCAUAUCCUAACAUUAUCUCAAUUCGCUAACGUUUUAUCCUUGUCAUGCUGGCGGGGAUUUUCAUCUAUUGAGGUUGCCCCCAAAUUACCUCUUUCGGUUCGUGCGAUUCUCGUCAAACGCUUUCCGAUAUGACUGUGCUUUUGGCUGUAUCCUCAGAAAUGAAUCGCGCACGCUGUUUAUAAGUGCUGAUCUUUGGGUAGUCUUAUGAUGUUUACUUGCAUUUGUAUUAGGGUCUAUUCAUCUUGUUAUGUCUUAAGCAUAGGUAUAAUUGUAAGGAUCAAACAGAGUGGUGAAAUAUGUCGAUCGACUCCGCUUCGUUAUUACGUCAAUUCACUUGUCACGGGAUGUCUUUAGUAUAGCAGUACCAAAAUGGGAAAUCAUGAAAAGAUGUGAUGUAUAAAGUCCGGUACAUCGCAGAAUUGUAUCCGCGUUCGCUUUGCCAUUUCAUUAUCAUUCUUACUUCAACCCGGUAUUUCAUCCUCGAUGAUAGAGAUUUCCUUUUUUUUCUGUUUGAUGAACAGCUCUCAGCUGCUAUUCGGUGUGUAUCUUACUUCGCCUUGUGUUCAAUAUUUUCGUUGUGUAUUCCAGAUGAAGAUUAUUUCCACUGCA